AUUUUCUUUUUAUAGCUAUAUGCAAAAGAUGCCGAAGUUUGCUUGAAGAGAAAUCUAGUGCUCGACAAGCACAACCGAAAAUAUGCGUAUCCUCUCCUGAUGAUAAUUCAUCCGACCAUGAAGUGUCAUUCGACAAAACAUCGGAGCCUUCAACAUCAUACCAUGACACUUCAACUGAAACUUUGCUGUGCGAAAAAUUCGAAAACCUCAAAUUAUUGCCAUCACCUAAUCAAAGCUUAUACGAGCCAGAUGCUGGAAGCAGUAGCGAAAACUCCGGGUCAACGGAAAGCGGCAAUGGCCUUGGUGAUUUAAGCAAGCGUCGAAAUACCCUUAACAAGUUUCUAGCUGCAUCAGGAGUUGAGACUGUCACCCAAUCCAAAAAGAAAUUCAGUAACUCGACUCAGCGUACUCAAAAUGUACAUGUAUUCAAGGCAAGUGAGUCUAUAGUUGCACUUCUAGAUGUUAUUGCACCUGAAGAUUGUGGAGCGCUUUGGGACGCAGUAAAAAGAUCCAGACUGGUCGAAAAACAACUGUCUCUAGAAAAAGAUGAUAUGACGGAGGAUAUGUAUUUGAAGGCAUUGGCAGUAACAUAUCAUCACGCAACUGGAUGGGAUACUCGUCGACAGGUUCUAUCAAUUAUGGCAGAUUUAACAACAUUCUCAAAGCUCCAGUUGUAUAUUCCCGGGAUAACUAAGUACAGAGUCAAGGCAGCUCGCCGUCAUAUGGAGCUGUAUGGUCGUGGAGCUGCAGUCAUUAGCAAAGGAUCUACUAGAAUGCGUGUCAACGAAGAUCAACUUGAUCAUCUACUGACUUUUAUAACCAGCCCACAUGUAGUACAAGAUCUUCCGUUUGGCCAACGAACCCUAAAGUUAUCAAAUGGUCAAGUGAUAGAAACACCAAAUGUCAUAAGGAAUAUGAUUAAAGAGCGCACUAUCAAGCAAUAUGUACAAUAUUGCGAUGAGACCUCUUUCAAACCAUUUAGUUACAGCACAAUCCACCGAAUUUUAAGUUCAUGUUCAGCAUCAGUACGAAAGUCUCUUCAAGGGCUAGACUAUAUUUCUGCAGAGGGAGCUACAGCGUUUGAUGACUUGUCAAAAAUAGUCGACAAACUYAGCGAUCAUGGACUUGACCAGCGUAUCGCUUUGUCUUAUCAGCAGUCACUAAAACAAGAAAAACAGUACCUAAAAACUGAUUACAAGGUACAUAUUACGUCAUCAGCUAAAAUAGCAGACCAUUGCCUCUCAUUCUCACUCAGCGAUGCAGCCGAAGAAGCCCUUCAAAGUGACUGCACUCACACACAUGAUGAAUUUUGUUACUCGUGUGAACAACUAAAGAUAACAUGCCUUGAGAUAGGAGAGCAGAUAAAGCGCUUGUGCAAGGAUGACGACGAUAUGGUUUACUUGCAUGACCAGGCUGUCAAGAACAUUGAAAGCUGGAAGUCUCAUCUUAUACGAUCAGUGCAGCAAGAUAAGGCUCGUACAGAUGUCCUUGAGAUGCUCGAUGAGGAAUCUGUUUUGAUAACACAGGAUUGGGCAAUGAAAUUUCUGCCACAAAAAUAUAGAGAGCACCAACGGGAUUGGUUUGGAAAAAGAGGAAUUUCCUGGCAUAUUUCUGUUGUUGUUAGAAAGGUCCAGAAAGUCCUACAACACCAAACUCUGAUCCACAUAGUUAAAAACUCCACCCAAGAAAGUGAGACCGUGGGAUGGAUAAUGGAGCAUGUUCUAAGAACCAUUAAAAAAGAUCAUCCUGAGAUAAAAACCGCGUACUUCAGACAAGACAACGCUGGUUGUUAUCAUAGCGUGUCCCUUCUUACUGCCUGUCCUAAGAUCUCUGCAAGCACCGGUAUUCACAUCAAGAGAGUCGAUUUCAGCGAUCCUCAAGGUGGGAAAGSAGCAUGUGAUCGCAAGGCAGCGACGGUGAAAGGUCACGUCAGAAGAUAUAUCAAUGAAGGUAAUGACGUCGAAAGUGUUGAAGAAUUCAAGAAAGCCAUUCUCUCCCAUGGAGGCCUAUCGGGUGUAAGAGUAGCCCUUGUUGAUGAUCCAAAGUUCCGAUAUAACAUCCUAGGCAAGUGGGACGGAAUAAGCUCUCUCAACAAUUUCUUGUAUGAUGACAAUGACACAAGUGUAACCGUGUGGAAGUCAUAUGAUAUCGGCCAUGGUAGAAAGGUAUUAUGGAGUAAACUCCCAGUUCAAGUUCUGGAAACGACUAAUGAGCAAGCCGAUGUUAGCUUUUCACUUGGUGACUUUAUGAACAGCGAUUUUUCAUGCCAGCCAUCCAAUGAGAGUAAUGUUGAUGACAGUACGAAUGAAGAAGAUGAURAAGAAGAUGAUAGCACUGAUCAAACAAGUGGAGAGUUAUUCUCCUGUCCAUCWCAAGGAUGCGUCAUGUCAUUUAAAAGAUAUGCAAAUCUGGAAAGCCAUCUUGCGUAUGGAAAGUGUAAGCUACGUAAAGAAACAUUUACCUUGCUAGACAAAGCAAAGAUGUUGUAUGCUCAGAAGCUCGAUGAAGGGACAAGCCUUCAGCCUCAUUUAUGUASCAGAACAACAGCCUCUCRCAACAGUCUUGAAUUAGACAAAGGAUGGGCAUUGAGAAAGUCUAAGAAGUCAGGCAGAUUCAACGAUAAUCAACGAAAAUAUCUGGACGAAAAGUUUGAAAUUGGUUUAUCAACUGGGAUUAAAUGUGAUCCAUCYCAAGUGGCAAGGGACCUUCGACAUGCCAGGAAAGACACGGGGGAGCGAAGAUUUACAAUGGAAGAAUUUUUGAGUCCACAGCAGAUWAAAUCUUAUUUUUCAAGAAAAGCUACUAAGACCAAACAGGGCCUCCUGAAAUAUAAGGAAGUCAAGCAGGUUAAUGAAGUUGAUGCUCUUUCUGUUGAAGAACAAAUGUCAUACACUUCAGUACGAGAUGAUAUAAUUGAAGAGUUCCAGCUAACACAUCCAAUAACGUACGAUACCUAUAACAUUUGUGAAUUACAUUCCAAAGACAAGCUUAAGAGUCUGAACGUAUCUUUGCUUAUUGAUAUUUGCAAUUAUUUUCACUUUGACAUUGAAGGAUUAUCAAAGCAUCGUAAAAAAGGAUACUUAGUGUUAAUUAAUGAUUUAGUCACCACAUGCUCUUGUAMACAUUGAUUACUAUAAUUACUAUCCUUAUUAGCAUUUAUAAUUUUCAACAUUACCAAUUUAAAAACUUUAACAACUAUUUUUAUAGCUAUCAUUAUGCCAACUAAAUGUCUAAUAUUAUCUAUGACAAAUAAAUGGUCACCCUGUGCGUAACGCGUAACGAAAUCCAGUCUAGGUCUGGUUGAAU
This is a messenger RNA of Exaiptasia diaphana, 3306 nucleotides long. RefSeq lists its product as uncharacterized. The transcript is spliced from 4 exons. NCBI's taxonomy places the organism in Eukaryota, Metazoa, Cnidaria, Anthozoa, Actiniaria, Aiptasiidae. The coding region runs from base 552 to 3128 and encodes 858 amino acids. The record is from RefSeq and is a predicted model, not a curated record.